Messenger RNA from Siniperca chuatsi (mandarin fish), 3105 nucleotides. Its product is annotated as gastrula zinc finger protein XlCGF26.1-like. Bases 332 to 2215 code for a protein of 627 amino acids. The transcript has 3 exons. Gene Ontology annotation, biological process: regulation of transcription by RNA polymerase II. The record is from RefSeq and is a predicted model, not a curated record. Lineage: Eukaryota; Metazoa; Chordata; Actinopteri; Centrarchiformes; Sinipercidae. Gene Ontology annotation, molecular function: DNA-binding transcription factor activity, RNA polymerase II-specific; RNA polymerase II transcription regulatory region sequence-specific DNA binding. Gene Ontology annotation, cellular component: nucleus.
ACGGGACUCGAGCGAUGAAGCUAAACAAGCUAAAAACAGUUACCGCAACAAGGGAUAGAGCUUCCGGUGCAACGUCAGAGGCCUUCACAAUAAGACUCAUUUAACGCUUUUAAUAUGUCAUUUUGUAUUUUACUCUAAUCGUGUUGCAGUCACAUAUAAUAGUAUUUCUUUAAAUAUGAGAAAACACUUUGGGUCAUCGCCGUGAGUUUUAUUUUGAAACCCGUCCCCGGAAGUGAGAGGUGUGACGCUGAGCUCGGUUAGCAGAGGGAACCGUUAGCAGAAUCCAAAUAACGGCAGAAACACCGACUUCAGUUCGUUAAACGGGGCAGAGAUGGACCGACACCGUGAACUGCCGGAUGUGGUUUUAAACCCGGAAAGGAAGCUGAGGGGAACAGCUUUACCUUCAGAUGUCCAAAAAGUGAUUGUUGUUAAAGAAGAGCAGCAGGAGUGGAGCCCCAGUCUGGACCAGGACCCAGAGCCCCCACACAUUAAAGAGGAGCAGGAGGAGCUCUGGACCAGUCAGGAGGGAGAGCAGCUCCGAGGGCUGGAGGAGGCCGAUAUCACCAAGUUCCCAUUCACUCCUGUCCCUGUGAAGAGUGAAGAAGAUGAAGAGAAACCUCAGUCCUCACAGCUUCAUCAAAGCCAAACUGAACUGAUGGAAACAGGAGCUGAUGGAGAGGACUGUGGAGGACCAGGACCAGCCAGGAACUCAGAUACAGAUACAUAUUUACAACCUGACACUGAUGACAAGACUUCAGACUCUUCUGUAGCUGAGACUGAAGACAGUGAUGAUGAUUGGAAGGAGACCAGAGACCCUCGGUCAGGUUUAAACUCUCUUAGAAAUAAAGAAACUGCUGCCAGUGACGUGAGAUGUAAAACUGGUGAGAAACCAUUCAGCUGCUCUGAAUGUGGGAAAAUAUUUGACUGCAAGGGAAGCCUGAAGAGACACUUGAAAAUUCACACAGGAGAGAAACCAUUUAGUUGCUCAGUUUGUGGUAAAAGAUUUACACAUCGGGCAAAUAUGAACCAACACAUGGCCGUCCACACAGGAGAAAAACGCUACAGCUGCAGUGUUUGUGACAAAAGAUUCACCUGGUCUACUCAGGUCAAGACUCAUCGCUGUGUCGAUGAGUCCUCUCAGCUGAAUGAAGUGAAAUCCUUCAGCUGCUCUGAGUGCAGUAAAACAUUUGGCCGCAACACAAAUCUGAAGGCUCACAUGAGAAUCCACACGGGAGAGAAACCAUUCAGCUGCCCAGUCUGUGAUGAAAGAUUCACUUGGCAUCAUCAGCUCCAAACCCACAACUGUGUCGGUCGUCGGUCCUCACAGCUUCAUCAAAACCAAACUGAGGAGAACAGAGAGGCAGAGCCUCCAGCCAGCAGCUCAGCUGGACAGAUGGAAACAGGAGCUGAUGGAGAGGACUGUGGAGGACCAGGACCAGCCAGGAUCUCAGAUCCAGAUACACAUUUACAACCUGAGACUGAUGACAAGACUGAAGACUCUUCUGAACGUAAGGUCAGUGAUGGUGAUGAGGAGACCAGAGAACCUCAGUCAGGUUUAAUUAUGUGUAAUAAUGCUGAGAAACCAAUCAGCUGCUCUGAAUGCGGGAAAAGAUUUGGUCACAGUGGAAAUCUGAGCCGACACAUGAGAAUUCACACAGGAGAGAAACCAUUCAGCUGCUCUGUGUGCGGUCGAGGCUUUGCUGACAAGGCGACUCUGACAAAACACAUGAGGACGCAUACAGGAGAGAAACCAUUCAGUUGUUUGGUUUGUGGUAAAAGAUUUACACAUAGAGUGAGUUUAAAACAACACAUGGCUCAGCACGCAAGGGAGAAGCAGGUUAGUUGUGUUGGCGAGUCCUCUCAGCUGAUCGAAGUGGAAACAUUCACCUGCUCUAAGUGUGAGAAAACAUUUGGACGUAAGGACACACUACAGGAACACAUGAGGACUCACACAGGAGAGAAACCGUUCAGCUGCUCUGAGUGCAGCAAAACAUUCGGCCGUAAAUCAAAUCUGAAGGCUCACAUGAGAAUCCACACAGGAGAGAAACGAUUCAGCUGCUCAGUUUGUCACCAGAGAUUCACUUGGCAUCAUCAGCUCAAAAACCACCAGUGUUUCGUUCACUCAGCUGACUGUGGAGGAUCAAAGCCAGCCAGGAACCGAGUGCUGAUGCCACGCCCACGCAGCGAUGAACUCGUAGUGUUUGUGUACCUGUAGAUCAGGUACUCAACCUCUGACAUCAAAGCUGACAUCAAAUGUCAGAUUCAUAAUCUUUGACUUCCUCUGUGGUCGAUUUAAAAUCAUCAUGUUGCCAGUUUUAGACUGUUUAUUAUUUAUAUUAUAGUAUAUUAUUUAUAGUAUAUAAUUUUUAAACAGAGUUCUCUGUUUAUGUUUAGACAAUAUUUCAAAAUAUUAUAUUUACUUUUGGUCCUGACACUGUGUACUUCUAUUACUAUAUUAUCUUAAAGUUAAAUGUAAUACUUGCAGUGAUGUGCAUGAACACGCUCGUGUUUUUGGUGAACUGAACUUAUUAGUUUGCAACUAAAUGAACGUGAGUUAACGACGCUCACACACUGUGUUUUACGGACCCGGCAUGUCGGGUCACAGAUCUUGAAACGACACAUCGAGUUGAAGCAUCCGACCGGUCUGGGAAAUAUCUGCGAGUGAAUGAUGAUCACAAGAAAUCAUUAAAGGGUCAGACGAGCCAACAGCCGCAAAGUUCCUCCACUCAAGUCAAACUCAGCGUUUUGUAAAGGACAAGAACGAAGAAAUGAACGUGAAGUAGAUCAUUUUAAUCUGCGUGAGCUGAACUUUGAGCUCGUGUGCAGCGUGAACCUGCACUUAACGCUUGUAUGUUAUUCCACUGGUCACAGGACAACUUGGUUUUGUUUUCUUUGUUGUUGUUGAUGAUAAUUAUUUUAAAGCAGCAACUAAACGUCCUGAAUGACCUGAUGGAUUUCUGCAUAACGUGACACAAGAUGUUGGAAGUUACCUUUGAACAUAAUAAUGAAUAAAGUUUAUCCUUCUACUUUUACAUUUUGCUGUUUGAUAAUGUAUGUGUAUCAGAGCCUGAUAUUAUUAUUAAAAACUAAUAAAAACUCAUCAGU